Molecule: messenger RNA, 1190 nt
Organism: Mangifera indica (mango)
Lineage: Eukaryota; Viridiplantae; Streptophyta; Magnoliopsida; Sapindales; Anacardiaceae
Product: triphosphate tunnel metalloenzyme 3-like
Exons: 1
Coding region: 450-1073 (207 amino acids)
Source: RefSeq, a predicted model, not a curated record
UGACUUCCCACUUAUGCCUCCCCCGCGUAACGUCAAAAAAUUGAAGCCAAGACUUCCAAUUCUGGCUCUCCCUCUCCUGCUCCGCUUUCCCAUUUUCUUUUCUUCAUUAGACUCGUAUUAUCGGGUCCAAUGGGUUAGAAUAUAACUUAACAGACGUAACCCCCAAGCUUUGCUCACUCUCAUACAAGCAGAAAGUGCUAAGAAAGCGAGCAAAGUCGAGGUCAAGAUCCUAUACGAAGAAGAGCUUGAAGAACACUCCGUAGCCUAAAAGACAUAAGUCAAUUUCAAUCCAAUAAUGGACAUCAUCUUAAUUAGCUUCUCUUCCAUUUUCCAUAAAGUUUUUCUGUAGAGGCAACCUACCAGAGAAGAAAAUUAUAGCGAGCAGAAUCGAGGUGAAGAUCAAAGGCAAGGAAGAGCUUUAACGAUCCAUCGAAAUCACGCUUAAAUUUAUGCAAUCUUUAAUGGAAGUAGAAGUGAAGCUUAGCUUAAAACAUUCCACAGACCACCACCAAUUACUAACUCUUCUCUCUGCAUUCUACAUCAAAACUUUACACCAGCAUAAUCUCUUCUUCGAUACCCCAACUUCCUCACUCUCCUCUCAACAUGCCUUUUUGCGUCUCCAGUUUCUUGAUAAAGACACUCGUUGUUUUAUCUCUCUGAAAUGGAAGCCAACUUUGAUUAACGGAGUGAGUCGCGUGGAAGAAGAUGGGGAAGAAGUAGACCCGGUGAUGGCAAAAGAUUGUGUUGAGAACCCAUUGAAGUUGUUUGAUUUGGAAUCGAGGGUUGUGAAGAGAAUUAUAGAGGAGUUUGGGGUGGACAGUGAACUUGGGAUGCUGUGUUUGGGGGGUUUUGAGAAUGUGAGAGAAGUUUAUGCAUGGAGAGGAUUGAAAUUGGUGGUUGAUGAGACAAAGUACGAAUUUGGAACUAAAUAUGAGGUGGAGUGUGAGGAUAAGGAUCCUGAGAAGGUUAAAAGACUGCUUGAGGAGUAUUUGAAAGAAAAUGGGAUCGAAUAUGAUUAUUCUGAGAAGUCUAAAUUUGCUGUCUUUCGAGCUGGGAAUUCGAAGCUGCCUUAAUCAAUGAAUUUCUUAUUUAUUUUGUGUAUUUUGAUUAAUUCCCUAAAUGAUGCUAUACUUUCUUAGUUGUUUUUUUCAGUUUUUGCUUCAAUGGUUUUCUUGCUCUUGUUGAUGGAA